This is a messenger RNA of Syzygium oleosum, 1385 nucleotides long. RefSeq lists its product as uncharacterized. The coding region runs from base 165 to 1136 and encodes 323 amino acids. Lineage: Eukaryota; Viridiplantae; Streptophyta; Magnoliopsida; Myrtales; Myrtaceae. The record is from RefSeq and is a predicted model, not a curated record. Gene Ontology annotation, biological process: ribosomal small subunit biogenesis. The transcript is spliced from 5 exons.
AUUAGAGUUCGGCAACUCGCCGCCAUGGCGGUGCGCCGAAAACCCUCCAACGAAAAUGAAACCGCGGUGAGUUCAUAAAAAGGCCAGAGGAGGAGGAGGAGGGUUGCGUGGAGUGGGACUCUCUGAAGAGGAAGGGAGGUGUUGGUUCGCCGCAUAAAGACGAGAUGGCGAAUCCGAUGGGCAGGACCCUCCUGGGCUCUCUUCUUCGACCUUCUUCUCGCGGUGGCACGACCAUUCCUGCUGCUUCUCUCUUCUCUUCUUCUUCUUCUUCUUCUUCUUCUUCUUCUUCUUCACUAGCCUUGUUAUCUGCGAGAAGGCUUUCCUCCUCCUCAGCUAGCAACUUCCGUAGCGUCCUGGGCUCCGUCCAUCUCUCCUCAAGAGCCAGCUCAUGCCUGUUCCCUUCUUACCUUCCUCGUCUGCUGUUGAGCACCAGGACCUCUUCCUCUGACGAUGCCGAGGAUCUUGACGAGGCCCCACUUCCUGAUGAAGUGGAAGAAGAUGGAGAACUUACUGAUGAGUGGGAAGAGGAGGAGGAGGCUGAGCCAAAGCUUGGUGAUGGGGCCGAUGGUGGUGGAAUUGUCUUGCAAAAUGUACUAUGGGGAGAGCAUGCUCUUUCCAUUGCCCGAGAGGUAUUGUCACAUUUUGGUGAUGACAUGAAGCUCUAUGCCUUCAAGACUACUCCUCGCGGAUAUAUCUAUGUGAGAAUUGACAAAAUGUCUAACAAAUAUGGAUGUCCCAGCAUGGAGGAGAUCGAAAGCUUUAGUCAAGAAUACAAGAAGAGACUAGAUGAAGAUGGGGCACUUGACAAAAUUCCUGACAAUUUGGCUCUGGAGGUAUCAUCUCCCGGUGCAGAAAGGUUACUGAAGGUGCCAGAUGACUUGUAUCGAUUCCGUGAUAUGCCGAUGAAUAUAUGCUAUGUCGAAGAUGAAGAGCCUCAUUGCCAAGAAAAACAUGGAGUUUUCUUCCUGGACUCUGUUGACAUGGAUUCAGAAACUUGUAUAUGGAGGUUGGCUGAUGUCAAGGAAAACAGGGACCCGCAGAGCAAAGGUAGAGCUUUAAGCCGUAAGCAGAAAGACUGGAGAUUAAAGCUUCCAUAUGCAAUGAGCAGAAGCGUGACCCUUUAUCUUGAUUUUUGAUUUUGACAGCUGCCUAGACAUUUUCUUCUUGUAUAAUCUGAGUAGUUUACUAGCUUUCAUGGAAGAUGUUGAGGACAAAACAUUUUACACUUUUUUGGGCGCCUCAUCUCUUUUAGUAGAAGAUCUCGGGAAAAUAAGUAUGUAACGGGAAAUUCUUGGCUCAAACCCUCUGCUCUAGCGGUAUUAACUUGGAAAAUUGGAGUAUGAAACUAAUGGAAAGCAUGAUACAGGCUCGUGGAAUCGUGUUAA